AUGUUGUUGAUUCGAAACACGCAAGUGUUAAAAUCACCCAUGACAGUCAGGUCGCGGCCAUCGUGCACUCCAAAGUCCCAGAAAACUUCGAAGCCGAGUCCCAUACCUGGCUUCUGGUCUUCGAGGUCAGCCUGGAAGAGAGCUGCGGUCAAUACGACACGCUGCCUGGUUGGUUGCACGAUUGGCGACUUCAGCGCAAUGUGGUAUCUUCAAUCCGCUCAUCCGCAACUUGGCAUCACCGCCAUCAUGGCAUUAUCCAUGGCCGGCGGAGUCACCACAUCUCUCUUGCUGGAGACGACUCUGCUGAGAUACGGUCGCGACAGGUUGGCCUGGAGGGCUGCAGCGCAGACAGCCGCGGGAAUGAGUAUGAUAUCCAUGCUGACGAUGGAAGUGGCGGAGAAUAUGGUAGACUACCAUCUCAUGGGCGGUGCUGUUCAGUUUGAUUCUCCCUCAUUCUGGGCAGCUGCCCUGGUCUCCACGGUCGCUGGGUUUCUCGCGCCAUUGCCAUACAACUACUAUAAGCUUAGGAGGUUUGGUAAGGCGUGCCAUUGA
Emericellopsis atlantica is the source of this 552-nucleotide messenger RNA. RefSeq lists its product as uncharacterized. The transcript is spliced from 3 exons. Bases 1 to 552 code for a protein of 183 amino acids. The record is from RefSeq and is a predicted model, not a curated record. Lineage: Eukaryota; Fungi; Ascomycota; Sordariomycetes; Hypocreales; Bionectriaceae.